This is a messenger RNA of Lethenteron reissneri (Far Eastern brook lamprey), 3081 nucleotides long. RefSeq names its product zinc finger protein 3-like. Gene Ontology annotation, molecular function: RNA polymerase II cis-regulatory region sequence-specific DNA binding; DNA-binding transcription factor activity, RNA polymerase II-specific. Gene Ontology annotation, biological process: regulation of DNA-templated transcription. The record is from RefSeq and is a predicted model, not a curated record. NCBI's taxonomy places the organism in Eukaryota, Metazoa, Chordata, Hyperoartia, Petromyzontiformes, Petromyzontidae.
CUGGUGGUGAGACUUGGCCCAAAAGAAGGCCUCUCGUGUAGGCCAAUCAGUUUCAAAGACAAUGCCCAGAUAAUGUUAUUAUCAGUACCGUGUAUGGUUAAUGCAGUAUCUUGAUUCCCUGCAAAAGGUUUAUAUGUUGGCGUUUGAACAUAUUAACACAACAACUCUUGUUUUAUUACGGCCAGAAUAGGGUAAACACCUGUUCUUACUUUUGUUCAUACUGUGUUUACUUACGAUCAAGUUGGACUUCAUGAACGGGCCCUCAAGAACAGAACCCGUUCGUCAGGCGGAGAACUGGCCACAAAGUGUUAUGACGGGGGAGCGCCAGACGGAAACUCAAGAAGACGGACAAACACAGGGAGAGAGACACGUGAAGAGAGACAAACACAGGGAGAGAGAGACACGUGGAGAGAGACAAACACACAUGUAGCUGCAAGACUCUCCAUCAGAAGUAGCACACUUAAAUUCAGCAGCUGCUUUAACGAACCGAACGUGUGGUGGUGACAACACCACACAUCGAGUCGUCAUCUUUGCGAUGCCACCGUCCGCCAAGAAAUGAAUCGAGGAGGAACAUCCGUCCUGACCCAAGUCUCUCUGGAUGACUUCACACGUUGAGUUGGCAUUCAUCAAACAAGAAAACGAUGAAACUCCAAGCCCCAGGAUGCAUCCUGACGUGACGGUGAAUCAUGACUCUGGACCAGGCAUCAAGGAAGAAUAUGAUGGGAGUCUGGGCACUGAGAAAAUGAAGUUUGUGGUGAAAAUGGAAGUGGACGAAGAUGCUCCAGAUGUGAAGAUUGUUAAGGUUGAAGGAGCUGCUGAGAGGCCAGAGGAGAUGGGGGAUUCCCACAGAUGUCUGGUCACUUCAGACCAGAACUUCAUCGAAGUUCAGUUAUCGGAGGAGGACGUUGGUGAAGCGGAUGAAGCAAAGGAAACAGAACUUCUGUGCGAGGACUGUGGGAAGGGCAGUGGCUUGGAAAUAAAGACAGACAAAUCAGAAUGUACCAGCAACAAGACCCCGCAAGCCUGCAAGCAGUGCGGCAAGACACUUGAAGGCAUCGCGUUGUGCACGGCAGUGGCUAUCGAAGGGUGGAAGCACGUGUGCAAGGAAUGUGAGAAGGGGUUUACAUCACGUUUUAGUUUAGAGACGCACAUGAGAACACACACCGGUGAGAAGCCGCACGUGUGCCACGAGUGUGGGAAGGGGUUUGCUACGUGCUAUACCUUAACCACGCACGCUAUCUCACACACGGGCGAGUGGCCGCACGUGUGCACAGAGUGUGGAAAGGGAUUCGUACAGUGUUCCGAUUUAGAGAAGCACUCAAGAACACACACGGGCGAGAAGCCGCAUGUGUGUAACGAGUGUGGGAAGGGGUUUGCACGAAGUUCCACGUUAAAGGAGCACGUUAGAACACACACGGGCGAGAAGCUGCACCGGUGCAAGGAGUGUGGGAAGGGUUUUUCGAAGCGCUCUAAAUUAGCCGCACACACUCCAUCACACACGGGUGAGUGGCCGCACAUGUGCAUGGAGUGUGGAAAGGGCUUUGCACAACUUUCCGAUUUAGAGAAACACUCGCGAAUACACAGCGGCGAGAAACCGCACGUGUGCAACGAGUGCGGGAAGGGGUUUACGAACCGCUCUAACUUGGCUGCACACUCCAUUUCACACACUGGCGAGUGGACAUACGUGUGCAUGGAGUGUGGAAAAGGAUUUACGCACCGUUCCGAUUUUCAGAAACACACGAGGAUACACACGGGCGAGAAGCCGUACAUGUGCAAGGAGUGUGGGAAAGGCUUUUCACAGCGUUCCAAUUUGGAGAAACACGCGCGGACGCACACUGGAGAGAAGCCGCACGCGUGCCAGCAGUGUGGGAAGGGCUUUGCACAGCGUUACAAUUUGGAGGCACACGUUAGAACACACGCCUCUGAGAAGCACCACGUGUGCACGAAAAGUGGAAAGGGGUUUACAAAGCGUUCCGCCUUAACCAAGCACUCAGUAUCACACAAGGGCGAGUGGCCGCACCUGUGCAAGGAGUGCGGAAAGGGCUUCGCGCAACUUUUCGAUUUGGAGAACCACGUAAGAGCGCACACGUGCGGCGAGAAGCCGCAUGUGUGCAAGGAGUGUGGGAAGGGGUUUUCGAAGCGCUGUAACUUGGCCGCACACUCCAUAUCACACACUGGCGAGUGGCCGCACAAGUGCUCGGAGUGUGGAAAGGGAUUCACACAUCGUUCCAGUUUAGAGAAACACACAAGAACGCACACCGGCGAGAAACCGCACUCGUGCCAGCAAUGCGGGAAGAGCUUUGCGCAGCGUUACAAUUUGGAGGCACACGCGAGAACGCACACGGGUGAGAAGCCCCAUGUGUGCAAGGAGUGCGGGAAGGGGUUUUCCUAUCGCUACAAUUUAGAGAUACACACUAGAACACACGAUGUGGCUGUGAACAUUCUAAAAGGAGUUUCGUCUCGAGAGAAAAGGUGAAUAAUAUUGCUUAUGCAAUGCUCUUGUCCUACCAUGUACGUGGACUCUUUCUGACUGAAAGGUUGUUUGUUUAAAGAUGUUCGAUCGCUGGAACGAUGGCAUUUUUUGUGUUUUAUCACAUGUAGGUGUGUACGUUGGACGUCUUUCGCACCUUACAUCGCGAACUGUGCUAAUGUAUCAGGGAAGACCACGCGAAUGUUGCCAUCUUCCCCAUUUUAAUAGAUAUAUUUAUCUUUUACGUAUUUAUUUGUAGUGAUUUUUGCUUACCUUUCGUAUACUUUGCACUCCUAUCGUGUUUCUUUUUCAACGGUUUUACUUAACUUGAUUCCUCUUUGUCGUGGUCAAAUCUUGUCAUCAAAAUUUCGUCCACUUCCCGUUGUCCAUAUAAAUUCCACAUUUUGCACACAUACUCAGAUCCGGUGACAAUGCAUGCCUGUAUCAAAAUCGGCAUCAAUUAAUCAAUUAAUUCGCUACUUUAAAGCAAUUCACAUUUUGUAUGGACGCCUUAUUAUUUACAUAUAUAUUUGUGUAGGUCAAAAACGCCGUGGUACCUAAACUGUGGAAGCGGCAUGCGCAAAAAGCAGCGCCGCGUGUCUCAGGCGCCA